Carassius gibelio (silver crucian carp) is the source of this 2538-nucleotide messenger RNA. Its product is annotated as carcinoembryonic antigen-related cell adhesion molecule 1-like. Bases 172 to 1677 code for a protein of 501 amino acids. Lineage: Eukaryota; Metazoa; Chordata; Actinopteri; Cypriniformes; Cyprinidae. The transcript has 9 exons. The record is from RefSeq and is a predicted model, not a curated record.
CUUCAGACAUUGACACCCCAUUUCUUCACCCAUGUUUUAACUUGAAACAAAUGCAGUUAAUGUAGGAGCUGUUGCGAUAAAUGGUUUUAAAUUAAGUGUGCUUGCCUCACUAUACUUUGUUCUUGUUGUUUUACUCUAGACCAAAAAGUGAAUUAUUUUGAAAGUUAAAGCAUGGACUUCAGAAUCUCAUCAGUGAUCAUAAUUCUACACAUUUCAGGCUCUCUAACAUUGGACCGUAUCUCUGUGAGCUGUGAAAAUAUUUGUGCUCUGAGGGAAACCAAUGUGCAGUUGAAGUGCUCUUAUGACGAGGACAACAUCAAAUCUGUUUUCUGGUUCAGCGAGAAACAAAGAACAAACUGGAGAAAAUACAAUGAAUCUGAAGAUUUGACUUUAGACUCAGAUUACUCAGGACGGGUGAAAGAUGAGAUCUCAAGCAGCUAUUCAACGCUCACAAUAUCAGACGUGAGAGAGACAGACUCUGGAGAAUAUCAGCUCAUGUUCAUCAUGAAGGAUGGAGUUAAACAUCUCAGCUCAGCGGCCGUCAGUCUAACAGUCACAGACCUGCAGGUGAGGAUGAAUCGUGAAUCUACAGACCAGAGAGAUCAGAGAAUAGAUCUGACCUGUGAGACUUCCUGUGAUUUGAAGCCCAGACCUCAGAAGUACUACUGGAAAAAAAAUGGACAACAUGUAGAAGAUUAUUACAAGACAAUUGAAGUUUCAUCCGAAGUUGGUGCCAGUUACUCAUGUUCUCUUUCUGAAGAUUUUAUCAUCUCUUCCUCUGAUGUGUGCAUUUCUAAGAGUCCCUGCUGGGGUGUGACUUACUCCUCUAGAAGAGUCUGUGCUUUGGUCGGCUCAACAGUAGACAUUUCCAGCACAUACACACAUCCCUCUCGUCAUACUGUAUAUAAAACAUUCUGGCAUUACGUUCAGCCUGGUGACUUAAAGGAUCUGCGUGAGGAGCAUCAGUUUGCUGGUCGUGUGGAGUAUGUGGAGAACAAACUGAGAAUCAAAGAGCUCAAGAUCAGUGACUCUGGAGAAUAUCUAUUCAGGAUCAUCACUAACACGACAACCGGCAAAUACUCUGGAUCACCUGGAGUCAUUCUUACUGUGACAGAUACGCAGGUGAAAAGCAGUCCAUCUGUUGUUUCAGAGGGACAGGAAGUGAUAUUAAUCUGUUCAACUAAAUGCACUCUGAACAACAACACCUCUUACAUCUGGUACAAGAACGGACGACAGGUAACAGAUGGAUUCACUAAAGACAACAAGCUGUACCUGGACUCAGUCAGCGAUGAAGAGCUUCACCAGUAUUCCUGUGCUGUAGGAGGCCCAGUAAUCCAGAUACCUGCGUCAAACACAGCUUUACUGAGCUCUGUAAUCAUACUCUCCGUGUUUCUGAUUCUUGCAUUAAUAGGAGUCCUGUGGUACAGGAGGAGAAAGACUAAUUUAUCUCGACAACAUGAGGAAAAUAACCGGCGUGUAGAGUCGGGUUCUGCUGCACUGGAUGAUAAUGCUGCAGCCUUGUCUACGGUUCCCACAGAAGUUCACACGAAUGAUCAGGAUGUUCAUUAUUCAGCAGUUAAUUUCAAGAAGUCUCACACAGAGAACACAUCAUCAGCUCCUACUGUGGUACACUCAGCCACGGAUGAUGUUCAUUAUGCUGCGGUGAAGUUCAGCUGAACCUUAGCUAAGCUCCAGCUUAAAAUAGACCUAUACAGUACUGAACAACCCAACUGUUGCUGUGUCUGUAUUGUGACCAAGCUUCCGCUCAUAUCAAAUGUCUAUGAAUGUCCUGUAUAUUUGAAAAGUUUUAUGGAAUUUUACAGAAUUUACUCAGGUUUAUGGACAAGAUGUUGAGGUGUGUAACUCAUUCAGUAGGUGCCCAUAGAUAAUAAAUGUAUCUUUUUAUUUUCCUUUUUUUGUUAGUUUUUUUAGAAUAAACUUUACUGUCCAUUAAAGAAUCCAGAUUCCAGAAAAAGAAAACUGUAUUAUGGUUUCCACUGCUUAAAAAGAAGCUUUGCCAUUACAGAAAAUAAUAAAAUAUUUUUUUUAAAUAAAAUUUAAAAUGGAAUUUAAUUCUAAUUAAUUCAAUGUUUUUAAAAGUGUUUUUGAUCAUAUUAUUGCAGCCUUGGUGAGUAUAAUCUGCCCCCCAAUUUUUGAUAUACGACAAGACAUUUUGUUUGUUUUUUACAUUACAUUAUUACAUGUAAUUUAAAAUCAUAAAAUAUGAAUACGGUUAAUAAAGACAACUAUCUACAUUUAAAUUAAAUGAUUCUCAAAUGUAUUUAUUGUGUAAGUAUUUAAGCUGCAUAAUGACAAGCUGUCCAAGCAAAGUUGUUUUUGGGUUGUGAUUUUCUUCUUUUAUAAACAAAAGGAAAUUCUAAUACUACACACUUUCAAACAAAUUCCAGUUAAAUAACUGUACUGAUCAUCCAGCAUACAUAUCGUCUAAGAAUGUUUUAUUGUAUUAUUAUAUCUAUUAUACACAUUUACAUUGUGCAAUAGAUUAUUUCUAAGCAGUAUAUUCUUGAAAAUAAUAAU